GAUAUACGACUCUGGUGUAUGCCGUUUAUUUCAGCAAAUCAGAGUACUGCAUUUAGCCAAUGAAAGAAAUAGAAAGUGCGUCCAUGGAUGCUUGUUGCUAAUGUUGCUCUCACUUCUGCCCUUUCAUCAUCCAGCAUCGUUUAAAAUCAGCGGAAAAAGGAAUCAUGGCCGACAGAAAGGCUGUCAUCAAGAAUGCUGACAUGGCAGAGGAUAUGCAACAAGAAUCUGUUGAUAUAGCCACACAGGCUCUGGAGAAAUACAACAUUGAGAAGGACAUUGCAGCCUACAUUAAAAAGGAGUUCGACAAAAAAUUCAACCCUACUUGGCAUUGUAUUGUUGGACGUAACUUUGGAAGCUACGUAACGCAUGAAACCAAGCAUUUCAUCUACUUCUACCUAGGACAAGUCGCCAUUCUACUCUUCAAAUCGGGCUAAAAAUAUGAGAUCCCUUCGUCAUCUCGACGGAGACCUUUUCUCCUUAUGGAAAACCACAGAAGAUUAAUAGGAACAUAGAUGUUAAGAGACAGAAAACCCGUUUUAUUUCUUGUCUUCAUGCUUUGUUAAUUUGCUAAUUAACAUUGCGUAGUCGGUGUUACUAUAAAUAGCCUAGCAGGUUCUAGGACUCCUUAGUUACAACUACUUCACAGUUGCUGGGAAUUAUCGACAAAGAUCAACACCAGCUACAAAUUUAAGUGCAAGUCUAUAACCUAAUAUGAAUGUUGUUCUUCAUCUAACCAACAAUGGACUCUUUCAAAGCCAAUGAGAUUGUAAUGAUAUGGUGCUACCGAAGGAAUGACAGUAUUCAGUCUUGCCAAUAAUUGUCGCUUUUGAUAAGAAGUAUUACUUUUAGUUUAUGAUUAGAUUUUAUAUGUGAUAUUAUAAGUGGAACACAUUUAUAAAGCCUGCUAUAUUUGUUGUUAAUAAAAGUUACCGUUAUAUAA
Messenger RNA from Pecten maximus, 940 nucleotides. RefSeq names its product dynein light chain 2, cytoplasmic-like. Gene Ontology annotation, molecular function: dynein light intermediate chain binding; dynein intermediate chain binding. Gene Ontology annotation, cellular component: cytoplasmic dynein complex. The coding region runs from base 165 to 434 and encodes 89 amino acids. The record is from RefSeq and is a predicted model, not a curated record. The transcript has 2 exons. Gene Ontology annotation, biological process: cilium assembly; microtubule-based process. NCBI's taxonomy places the organism in Eukaryota, Metazoa, Mollusca, Bivalvia, Pectinida, Pectinidae.